Chara braunii is the source of this 2021-nucleotide messenger RNA. The record is from the annotation of a GenBank genome assembly. NCBI's taxonomy places the organism in Eukaryota, Viridiplantae, Streptophyta, Charophyceae, Charales, Characeae.
GCAGGUGAAUGGAGUACGUUCCGGUUUUCUGCAACUCACUAGAUCGGUUCGGCAGGGAUGCCCGAUGUCGCCUGCAUUGUAUGUCAUCUUUGUCGAGGCCCUACACGACCUCCUUCGAGGGGACGAGGCCCUGCAGGGACUUCAGCUGAGACAGGAUGUGGUCCWCAAGUCCACAGCCUUUGYAGACGACACCGACGCAGUCAUCCCUCCCACUAUGCAGCAACUACGGCGCCUYCAAAUGGAUCUGGAUCUGUUCUCCCAGUAUCCAGGGGCAASGGUGAAUUGGYGGAAGUCGAAGCCCAUACUCCCGCAGGGAUGCGUAGCCCCAGAAGGGUGGGAUGUUCCCACCUUGGAGGAUGGUGAAAACAURUGCUACUUGGGUGUUAUGAUCCACCCGGAGGGAGGGGGUGCUCAGCAGAUGGAAGGAUUGGCAGCGGCCGCAAUUCUGAGGUUGGGGCGCUGGGCGAAGAGGACGCMCUUGGGCGUUUUCKGAAAGGCCCUUGUCCUCAAGAAUUCGGUGCUAUCUACAAUGUGGUAUGAUGGGGCCAUCCAUAUGCCAAAGAGGUGGGUUUUCAGGYAGUUGCGGACAGCAGUGCAUCGAUACCUCUGGGCAGGCGACGUGGAAGCGGAGUCGGUAAUCCCCAGGGUGGCGUGGUCGAAGCUCACCCAGCCUAGGAGUCAGGGGGGGCUGGGGAUCUUGGACACCGAACUGCAGAUGACGGCGCUACAGCUACGUAAUCCGCUGUGGAUUCUGCUGGGGACGGCGGGCACAGCGUGGGAGAGUCUUACGACUCAGCACCUGGCCCUGGCUCUGGGUACGACGGAGCAAAUGGUCUUAGUGGCGCUGGCUAGCCCAGGCCUUAUCAGUCAUGUCAAAAGGGACCAGGUCUGGUCCGUUGUGCUAAGGUUAUGGAAAAGAAUUCAACUACAGCAGGAACUGYUGGUCACCGCAAACGACGUGUAUAACCAGCUCCUCUUUGAAAACCCCUGCAUAUGCGAUGAGGAGGGCGACCCAUUCCCAUGGCAGGGGAAGCCAGGGGCCUUUGGGAAGCCUUGGGCGGAGUGUGGGGUGUUCAAGGUCGGGCACCUGUGGAAUGAGGAGGAGAGAGACUGGAGGAACGAGGGUGAUAUGGCGACGYGACUCCCCCAUAAAUUCCGAAGGCAGCACAAUUUGGAAGCCCUUAGGAGGGCCAUCCCCAUGCAAUGGGUGGACAUGUUGAGAGAGGACCGCAGGGUGGUGGGAGAAUGGGUGCGCAGUAAGGGAGAGACGCACCCCCUUCAGGUGUACCAGAUUGUAAAGGUACAGGGUGAGGAGGUGAUGACGUGGGAGUGGGAAGUGGUCACUGGCUAUGAGSGUCUGGGAGCCCCAAUGAGAGUUGGAAUUGGGGCAGGGAAGAGAUGGCGAGCCGAUGAGAUUGAGACGGUGGCAUGCGCCCUUGAUACAAGGUUUCCACAUCUCUUAGGGCCGACUGACCCAUGUCCAAGCGCUGUUCACAUGGAACCCUUCUCCACUUCGGUCUUCAAAGUUCUCAUUUGAAUAUUUGCUACUACCACCAAGAUCUGCACCGGGACCCGCUUCACCUAGGCUCACGCUCCAGGCUUCGCAGCAGGCCCCGCGCCCUCCUACUCGUCGGGGCGUCUGAAUCUCCGCGACGGCCGAGGAUAGGUCGCGCGCUUCAGCGCCAUCUAUUUUCGGGGAUGAUUGAUUCGGCAGGUGAGCUGUUAGACACUCCUUAGCGGAUUUCGACUUCCAUGACCACCGUCCUGCUGUYUGUAUCAAUCAACACCCUUUGUGGUGUCUCGGUUAGCGCGCCGUUUGGCACCGUAGCUCGACUUUCRGUUCAUCCCGCAUCGCCAGUUCUGCUUACCAAAAAUGGCCCACUUGGAGCUUUCAUUGAUCCUCGGGGUUCGCUUAAGCAACCCCGAAAUCUUACCUAUUUAAAGUUUGAGAGUAGGUCGAGGGUGUUUCACCCCCGAGGCCUCUAAUCAUUCGCUUUACCCGAUAAAACUGUUCAACAGCU